Messenger RNA from Solanum verrucosum, 1729 nucleotides. RefSeq names its product elongation factor 1-alpha-like. Bases 73 to 1416 code for a protein of 447 amino acids. The record is from RefSeq and is a predicted model, not a curated record. Gene Ontology annotation, molecular function: GTP binding; GTPase activity; translation elongation factor activity. Gene Ontology annotation, biological process: translation; translational elongation. Lineage: Eukaryota; Viridiplantae; Streptophyta; Magnoliopsida; Solanales; Solanaceae. The transcript has 3 exons.
UAAACUUAAAUUCUCCUUCAUUUUUCAACUUAUUAUAUGUGCUGUGCUUCUCAAGACUUUUAGUUGAUCAACAUGGGUAAAGAGAAGGUUCACAUCAACAUUGUGGUUAUUGGCCAUGUUGACUCUGGAAAAUCGACUACCACUGGUCACUUGAUCUACAAGCUAGGUGGUAUCGAUAAGCGUGUCAUCGAGAGGUUUGAGAAAGAAGCAGCUGAGAUGAACAAGAGGUCAUUCAAGUAUGCCUGGGUUCUUGACAAGCUCAAAGCUGAACGUGAACGCGGUAUAACAAUUGAUAUUGCUUUGUGGAAGUUUGAGACUACCAAGUACUACUGUACUGUUAUUGAUGCUCCUGGUCAUAGGGAUUUCAUCAAGAACAUGAUUACUGGUACCUCUCAAGCUGACUGUGCUGUCCUGAUUAUCGACUCCACGACUGGUGGUUUUGAAGCUGGUAUCUCUAAGGAUGGACAGACUCGUGAACAUGCGUUGCUUGCUUUCACACUUGGUGUAAGGCAAAUGAUUUGCUGCUGCAACAAGAUGGAUGCUACCACACCUAAGUACUCCAAGGCAAGGUAUGAUGAAAUUGUGAAGGAAGUGUCUUCUUACCUUAAGAAGGUUGGUUACAACCCUGACAAGAUCCCAUUCGUGCCCAUUUCUGGUUUCGAAGGAGAUAAUAUGAUUGAGAGAUCAACUAACUUGGACUGGUACAAGGGUCCAACACUUCUUGAGGCACUUGACCAGCUUAAUGAGCCUAAGAGGCCCUCGGACAAACCCCUGCGUCUUCCACUUCAGGAUGUCUAUAAGAUUGGGGGGAUUGGGACUGUUCCUGUUGGUCGUGUUGAGACUGGUGUCAUUAAGCCUGGUAUGGUUGUGACUUUUGGUCCUACUGGUCUGACUACUGAAGUUAAGUCUGUUGAGAUGCAUCAUGAAGCUCUUCAGGAGGCACUUCCUGGUGAUAAUGUUGGUUUCAACGUCAAGAAUGUUGCGGUUAAGGAUCUUAAGCGUGGAUUUGUUGCUUCCAACUCCAAGGAUGACCCUGCUAAGGGGGCUGCUAGCUUCACCGCUCAGGUCAUCAUCAUGAACCAUCCAGGACAAAUUGGAAAUGGAUAUGCUCCAGUGUUGGACUGUCACACCUCCCAUAUUGCUGUCAAGUUUGCUGAGAUCUUGACUAAGAUUGACAGGCGUUCUGGUAAGGAACUCGAGAAGGAGCCUAAGUUCUUGAAGAACGGUGAUGCUGGUAUGGUUAAGAUGAUUCCCACCAAGCCCAUGGUUGUUGAGACCUUCUCUGAGUACCCACCAUUGGGACGUUUUGCUGUGAGGGACAUGCGUCAAACUGUUGCUGUUGGUGUUAUCAAGAGUGUUGACAAGAAGGACCCAUCUGGAGCCAAGGUCACCAAGGCUGCUCAGAAGAAAAAAUGAAUGGCGCAGUUCAACUCUGGAGUACCCAGAGAUAUCGAUAUCUACUAUAAUAAAGUGUGUUACGAAAACUUGCUAUGCUUUACUCUUCCUGUUCAUGUUCAGUCUUUUAUGUUGUUGUUGGGUUCUUGUUUUCUGCCUUGUAUGUCAGGUAUCCUUUCCCAGAACUGGGUGCUUGACAGACGGUGGCAAAAGACAUAGUUCGAGUCGUUUGGUUUUUCUUUAGAGGUGUCUUGGUCCAUCCAAGACGUCUCUAAAGAUAUGUUAUUUGUGUUUCUUAUAAUACGUAAAUCGUACUUAUCUGUUUUUGUGCUGA